Ornithodoros turicata is the source of this 820-nucleotide messenger RNA. Its product is annotated as ATP synthase subunit s, mitochondrial-like. The transcript has 4 exons. The record is from RefSeq and is a predicted model, not a curated record. NCBI's taxonomy places the organism in Eukaryota, Metazoa, Arthropoda, Arachnida, Ixodida, Argasidae. Bases 139 to 738 code for a protein of 199 amino acids. Gene Ontology annotation, molecular function: protein binding.
CGAAGUCCCAGCAGGCGUAGCGUAGCGGUCUGUUUAACAGCUUUUGUCAUUGUGAGAUCUCGUGGAGCCAGUCAGAUAUUCGGACGUGCGAACUGUACCAACUGUACUACUAACGGUUCAUUACUGCGCGUUCAUUACAUGGAAUUAUUUAGGAGCUGGCGACAUUUGUCAGCACGGAGCAAUGUCCCACAUCGUCAGUUUUGGCAAUGGCUCAACGGCAUAUUCAACAAGGUUGACGAGGACAGAAUAAAGGAGGUUGGACCCGACAGAGCUGCUGCGGAAUGGUUGCUUCGCUGUGGCGCAGCCGUCAAAUGGCAAGGUGCCCAGCAAUAUCAUACGGAUUAUAACUCUCUCCCAACAUCAAACAUCCGCCUGUUAAAGAUCGAAGAAAUAGACGCCACGGAUUCUUCCAUCAUGUACAUUGGAUUUCCUUAUCUCAAAGGCCUGGAGCACGUUAAAUCCAUCAAGCUCCAUAAAUGCGCGUACAUAACUGACGAGGCACUUCACAUGUUGGCCUACGCUAAAAAGACACUGCGUACCCUUCAUGUUACCAGCUGCGGCAACGUUACGGAUGACGGAGUCAAGUCGCUAGCUGCACUGACGAACCUGGAAUACCUCAAGUUAUUCGACCUGUUUGAGGUACGCGACAAAAAGGGGUGCCUGGAACACCUCAGAGCAUCCCUGCAGAAGUGCCAGAUUGAAUUUCCUGACACUCAGGAAGAGAUGGAAAAGAAGUAGUCUAAUGACUUGUAGAUGUGUAGAUACUUACUCAGAGAAGCCACAAGCCUUUGCAAGUAAGAAUACAAAUGUGAAUAUUGCC